CCCCGGACCGUGAGGAGCGGAACCUUCAGACCCGGUCUGUGCGCCUCGGGGGCGUCUGAGCGCGCUGCUUCGGCUCAAUUGAUAGAUAAAAUACAAGAAUCGGAGGACUACAUUAAUUAAUAUUAAUAAUUUAACGAGUCACAGCGCAGCCGAGGGAUCCGGACCAGGGUGUAAAAAGGGGGUUUGAAUGAAGAUGUGUAAGUAAUGCUCUUGGAGACCCAGGCGACGUCAUGUCAGAAGAGGCGAUCUCAGGGAGCGACCUGGAGCCCAGCCUUAACAGCGAGGAGGAAGAGGACAUGGAGGAGGAAGAGGAUGUAGAGAACGAUGGCGAUGAUGAGGAAGAUGAUGAUCAGCCUGAGAGUCCGGAGGCCGAGGAUCAGAGAGAUGCGACCAGCCCGGCACCUACCUCACCGAUGUCCCGAGACUCCAGCCCUGCGUCCACCUCACGGACGUCAUCCCGGCACGGCUCUCCACCCCCAUCCAGCCCGGACAGCCACAGCAACACAUCAGCCAACAGCAACACCAAGAAGAAGUCCAAAACCUCUAAACCCGCUCACCUGAGGAGGAACAUCCGGAAGGUCCUCAAGGAGCACCAGCUGGAAGCGGGAACCAAAGCCGCCCAGCAGGAGGAGCUCGAGCGACGGCGGCGUCUCGAACAGCAGCGCAAAGACUUCCCCCUCCACGCAGAUCUAUCCACUGCAGUGCCAGGUCUCAAACAAGAAGUGAUCUGUCUGGACAGCAGCGGAGACGAGGGCGAGGCUAAAGAAGCUCCGCCCCCUCAGCUGCCUGCCCUCAGAGAUGAUGUGAUUGAGUUGAGUUCAGGUGAUGAAGACACCCUGCCGAUAAGCAGCGAGGAAGACAACAACGAGGAUCGCUCUGUCACUCCCGGGACAGAGGAGAGCAGCGGGUCACACGUGAACGACAGCCUCAAUCAGCCAGACGCCCAGGGAAGAGUGCUGGUCAAUAUCAACCACCCAGGAGACGAGGAGGACCUGUUCCUCGCCCCGCAGCUCGCCCGUGCCGUCAAACCACACCAGAUCGGUGGUAUUCGUUUCCUGUAUGAUAACCUGGUGGAGUCUCUAGAGCGCUAUAAGAGCAGCAGUGGCUUCGGCUGUAUUCUGGCUCACAGCAUGGGUCUGGGAAAAACCCUACAGGUCAUCUCCUUUAUCGACGUCCUGCUGCGGCACACUGGGGCCAAAACUGUCCUCGCCAUUGUACCUGUGAAUACACUACAGAACUGGCUGGCUGAGUUUAAUCUCUGGCUGCCUGCUGCUGAGUCCCUUCCCCCCGACACGGAUCCAGCCCAGGCUUUACCUCGAACCUUUAAGGUUCACAUCCUCAACGAUGAGCACAAAACCACAGUGGCCCGGGCCAAAGUCGUGGAGGACUGGACUCGUGACGGCGGGGUGCUGCUAAUGGGGUACGAGAUGUACCGCCUGCUGUCUCUCAAAAAGAGCUUUGUGACCGGCCGCAAGAGGAAGUCCAAGAAACCCACAGGACCUGUAAUUAUUGACCUGGACGAGGAGGACCGUCAGCAGGAGCUCAUGAAAGGGAUUGAAAGAGCACUGUCACGCCCCGGGCCGGACGUCGUCAUAUGUGACGAGGGCCACCGUAUCAAAAACUGCCACGCCAGCACCUCGCAGACACUGAAGAACAUCCGCUCCCGGCGGAGGGUGGUUCUGACCGGAUACCCGCUGCAAAACAACCUGAUCGAGUACUGGUGCAUGGUGGAUUUCGUCCGGCCCGAUUUCCUCGGUACGCGGCAGGAGUUUAGUAACAUGUUCGAGCGGCCCAUUCUGAACGGCCAGUGUAUAGACAGCACACCGCAGGACGUCCAGCUCAUGAGGUACAGGAGUCACGUCCUGCACAGUCUGCUGGAGGGCUUCGUGCAGAGGCGAGGUCAUGAUGUUCUCCGUAAUCAGCUUCCGGCGAAAGAGGAGCACGUGAUCCUGGUACGACUGUCCCGCCUGCAGAGGGCGCUCUAUACGGAGUUCAUGAACCGCUUCAGGGAGGCGGGAAACACCGGGUGGCUCGGACUCAACCCACUUAAAGCUUUCUGUGUUUGCUGCAAGAUCUGGAAUCAUCCGGACGUUUUGUACGAAGCUCUGCAGAAGGAAAAUCUGGCCAAUGAGCAAGAUCUCGACCUGGAUGACCUCAACUCCACCGGCGCGACCCGCUGCUCCGCUCCGGGAAUAAAGGGCAAGUCGUCCGACCCGGCCAACAGCAAGAUGGCUGCUAUGGGACCCCUGAACCCCUUACAGGAGAAGGCCAACCAAGUCAUCACAUAUGAAUGGGCAAAAGACAUCAUGAGCAACUACCAGACUGGUGUUCUGGAGAACUCGGCCAAAAUGGUUCUGCUGUUCCACCUGAUUGACGAAAGUGUCAAACGAGGAGAUAAAAUGCUUGUUUUCAGUCAGAGUUUAUCAACGCUUACGGUUAUGGAAGAUUUCCUGAGUCGGAGGCCCAUGCCGAUCCAAACAGAAGCUGGGAUGCAAAACUGGGUCCGGAACGUCAAUUACUACAGGUUGGAUGGGAGCACAUCGGCUUCAGAGAGAGAAAGACUCAUCAACCAGUUUAACGACCCGGCAAACAACCAAGCCUGGGUCUUCCUGCUGUCCACCAGGGCUGGUUGUUUGGGGGUGAAUCUGAUCGGCGCUAAUCGCGUAGUGGUUUUCGACGCGUCGUGGAAUCCGUGUCAUGACGCUCAGGCCGUCUGUCGCGUGUAUCGCUACGGCCAGCGCAAGCCUUGCCACAUCUAUAGGCUGGUGUGUGACUUCACACUGGAGAAGAAGAUCUACGACCGGCAGGUGUCCAAGCAGGGCAUGUCUGAUCGAGUCGUGGAUGAUUUGAACCCUGUCCUCAACUUCACCCGGAAGGAAGUGGAUUCGCUGUUGCACUUUGUGGAGGAGGAGCCUGAUCCCAGCCAAUCAGAGCUGGUCCCUGGUGAGGACUUGGAAAUGGUCAUUAAACAAGCCUGCUUGUUAUAUCCAAACCUCUUAACCAAGCAUCCGUUCCAUCACGAGUCUCUCCUGAUGGACCGCAAGGAUUUGAAACUUACCAAAGCGGAAAAGAGAGCAGCCAAAAAAAGCUAUGAAGACGAGAAGCGGGCAUCCGUGCCGUAUCAGCGGCCCUCUUACGCACAUUACUACCCAGCUAGCGACCAGAGACUCACCAAUAUCCCUGCUUUCAGCCAAAGGAACUGGCGGCCCCCUCCUCAUUUAGAGGAGAAACCAGUUGCAAGCGUGAGGCCAGUUCAGUCCACACCCAUUCCCAUGAUGCCCCGACAGGUACCCAUGGGCGUCCCCGGUUCAAGCGCGGGAUUCCCCGUCAACUACCUGCAAAAGGCCGGCGUUUAUGUGCAGCGUGUUGUCACAACCACUGAUAUUGUGAUCCCUGGCUCCAACAGCAGCACAGAUGUCCAAGCCCGGAUCGGUGCAGGAGAGAGUAUUCACGUUAUCAGAGGAUCCAAAGGCACGUACAUCAGGACCAAUGAUGGGAGGAUAUUUGCCAUCCGCUCCGGAAAGCCAAGACCACCGGAAGGAGGAGCCUCAGCUUCAAGAGAGGAAUCGGGCCCUCCCUUGCAUUCUGUCAGUAAUGGUCGUGCAUCGCCUCAGGAGCCAAAACGUUUAUCCCUCGAGGCUCCUCCUCGUCCUUCGCCCCAAGACAGCCCCAAGCUGCUCCGAGAAUUCCAGAGUAACAAGGACCCGGUUCCAGCAGGAGAAAACUUGCCAUCUUCAGGAACACCCGAACCCUCGGGAGUGGACAGACCCAUCCAGAACCCAGUUCGAAUCCCCGACCAACACCGGCAGCUCAGCAAUGACAUUGCAUCGUCUGUGGACAUUCAAAGUUUGAAGCGGAAGCUUUUGGAAAGUAGGACAUCCAAACAACUUGGCGUCAAACGGACCUCAACAUCAACCGGUGUAGCCGGGAGUUACCCGGGAUUUCCUUUAAGCAGCGGAUAUGGGUUCCCAUCCAUGGGGUUGAACCCUGCCUUGCUGGGCGCACUGGGUCACAUGACUCCCCCCUCUCUUGGUAGCAGGUCGCACCUCCUACAGCAAGCCGGUCAGACUCUGGGUGACCUACAUGCCAUGUUCCCCACUGAUCCACUCGGACUUGGCAUGUCCAACAGCACUCUUUCCACGACCUGCUCGACUAACACCACAUCCAGCACCCAUGCUGGAAUUCUGGCCCCUUCUUUAUCCUCUGUGCCCUCCUCGUCAUCGUCCUCCACUUCCUCCUCGCUCCCACCCUUUCUCAUGAACCCCAGCAUGGCAAGCAUGCUCUCUGGCUUCCCGGUACCAUUUUCCCAGCCGCUGUUCCCUGGGUCCCUACACCCUAGAGGCCUGUCCUCUGCGCCAACCCCUGCCUCCACUGCCUCCAAUUUCCUCUCUUCCUCCGGCCUGCUGGGGGCAGCGUUCAACCGCCCCGACACGCACCCCUCGCUUGCAGAAAAUGGCGGGAGCAGCUCGGACGACGAUGUCAUAGAGGUGAUGGGCCAGUGA
This is a messenger RNA of Carassius auratus (goldfish), 4502 nucleotides long. RefSeq names its product helicase ARIP4-like. The record is from RefSeq and is a predicted model, not a curated record. The transcript has 22 exons. Gene Ontology annotation, cellular component: nucleus. Gene Ontology annotation, molecular function: ATP binding; ATP hydrolysis activity. NCBI's taxonomy places the organism in Eukaryota, Metazoa, Chordata, Actinopteri, Cypriniformes, Cyprinidae. The coding region runs from base 231 to 4502 and encodes 1423 amino acids.